AAAAACGCUAAAAACCAAUAAGCACACAAGUCCUCGGCAUACAUAGCACUAGCCUAGUUCUAAAAGGCCGUCUUCUCCCAACAAUCAAACUAUCGAAUCCUCAUCAUCAGAUCCAUCGCCAUGAAAAUGGCGAUUCUUAGGGUUCUUACUUCUCUGCUGCUUCUCUUCUCCUCUUUCAACUUCUCUCACUCUCUCUACGAAGAUCAAGUCGGCCUCAUGGACUGGCAUCAACAGUAUAUAGGGAAAGUGAAGCAAGCAGUGUUCCAGACUCAAAAAGCGGGUCGAAAGCGGGUUAUUGUGUCCACUGAUGAGAAUGUUGUCGCCUCUCUCGAUCUCCGUCGCGGCGAGAUCUUUUGGAGGAAGGUUUUGGGAGCCAAAGAUUCCGUUGAUGAGAUUGCCCUGGCUCUCGGAAAAUAUGUUAUUACACUGUCAUCAGAGGGAAGUGUUUUAAGAGCCUGGAACCUUCCUGACGGGCUCAUGGUUUGGGAAUCUUUUCUUACAGGAUCAGAGUCUUCAAAGCCAUUGUUGCUGGUUCCUGAAACUUUGAAAGUCGACAAGGAUAGUGUAAUACUUGUUUAUGGUUGUGGAUCUCUCCAUGCCAUUUCGAGCAUAGAUGGAGAAGUUUUAUGGAGCAAAGACUUGGCAACUGAAGGCAUAUUGGUUCAACAAUUAAUUUAUAAUGACGAAAAUGAUUUUGUAUAUGCUGUGGGAUUUGAUGGCGUCUCCAAAUUUCAUUUAUAUCAAAUUAAUGCCAAGAAUGGCGAGUUGCUGAAACACAAUAGUGCCGCAUAUCCUGGUGGCUUUUCUGGGGAGAUGCUGUUAGUCACAAAAGACAGACUUGUUACACUAGAUUCUAGUAGAUCAACCGUGGUAGCAAUAGAAAUUAGUGAAGAAAAGAUUGUUUUUGAACCGACACAAGUUUCAGAUCUUCAGGAUGUUUCUGGUACUGCAGUUUUACUGCCUGCUAAACUUGCAGGGAUAUUUGCUGUCAAAGUGAAUACAGUUAUUCUUUUUGUGAAAGUGACUAAUUUUGGAAAGUUGGAGCUAGUGGAUAAACUUGAUCACACAGUAGCUGUGAGUGAUGCCUUGUCAUUUUCAGAAGGACAACAGGCUUUUGCUCUGGUGCAACAUGAAGGUAGUAAGAUUGACCUCACCAUAAAGCUUAAUAAUGAUUGGAGUAGCAACUUGCUCAAAGAAAGCAUAAACAUGGACCAAGACAGGGGUGUGGUGCAGAAAAUGUUUAUCAAUAACUAUAUCCGGACAGAUAGGUCAUAUGGCUUCAGAGCUUUGCUUGUUAUGGAAGAUCAUUCACUUUUAUUAGUACAACAAGGUGAAAUUGUCUGGAGUAGGGAGGAUUCACUUGCUUCAGUCAUAGAUGUGACGACAUCAGAGUUACCUGUAGAAAAGGAUGGUGUAUCAGUAGCGAAAGUGGAGCAUAGCCUAUUUGAUUGGCUUCAGGGUCACUUGCUGAAGCUUAAAGGUACCCUAAUGCUUGCUACUCCCGAUGAAGUUGUAGCUAUUCAAAAAAUGAGGUUACAAAGCUCAGAAAAGAGCAAAAUGACUCGAGAUCAUAAUGGGUUUCGAAAGCUGUUGAUAGUACUUACUCGAGCAGGGAAAGUUUUUGCUUUGCACACUGGAGAUGGAAGAAUAAUCUGGUCUCAACUGUUGCAUACUCUUCGUAAAACAGGAUCAUGUGAAUCUCCAUCCGGGCUUAAGUUACUCCAAUGGCAGGUACCUCAUCACCAUGCCAUGGACGAGAAUCCAUCUGUUCUUGUCACCGGCAGAUGUGGAGUUACAUCAGAUUCCCCUGGUGUUCUUUCUAUUGUUGAUGCAUACUCGGGAAAAGAGGUUAACAGUUUCAGUUCCAUUCAUUCCAUAGUACAAGUUAUACCAUUGCCAUAUACCGAUUCAAAGGAACGACGUCUGCACUUACUGAUUGAUGAUGUAAAACGUGCUCACUUGUACCCCCAGACUUCUGAGGCAGUUGAAAUUUUCAAAAGUGAGUUUACAAACAUAUAUUGGUACUCAGUUGAAGAGAAUAACGGCAUUCUACGGGGCCAUGCAGUGAAGAGCAAUUGCAUUCUUGAUGUAGCAGAUGAAUACUGUUUUGAAACCAGGGAUUUAUGGUCCGUUGUGUUCCCCUCAGAGUCGGAAAAGAUUAUUACAACCGUGACACGAAAACUUAACGAGGUGGUUCAUACUCAAGCAAAGGUUAUAGCAGACGAAGAUGUGAUGUUUAAGUAUAUAUCAAAGAAUAUACUUUUUGUGGCUACUGUUUCACCUAAAGCUACUGGUGAAAUUGGCUCAGUGACCCCAGAGGAAUCUUCUCUUGUUGUCUAUCUUAUUGACACUAUAACUGGUCGUAUACUGCACCGCAUGACUCAUCAUGGUUCACAAGGUCCUGUGCAUGCUGUCCUAAGUGAGAAUUGGGUUGUCUACCACUAUUUUAAUCUAAGAGCGCACAGAUAUGAGAUGUCUGUCAUUGAGAUCUAUGACCAGUCUCGAGCGGAUAACAAAGAUGUUUUAAAGCUUGUAUUUGGGAAGCACAAUCUUACUUCGCCCAUUUCUUCUUAUUCACGUCCGGAUGUUGUGACAAAGUCCCAGUCUUACUUUUUCACGCAUUCUGUGAAAACAAUAGCCGUUACAUCAACAGCUAAGGGCAUAACAUCACGGCAGCUACUUGUUGGCACAAUUGGGGAUCAGGUCUUGGCACUUGAUAAGCGGUUUCUGGAUCCUAGGCGAUCACUUAAUCCUACUGCAGCUGAGAAAGAGGAAGGAAUCAUACCUUUAACUGAUUCGUUGCCAAUUCUUCCACAGUCUUAUGUGACACAUGCCCUUAAAGUAGAAAACCUUAGGGGCAUAGAAGUUAUACCUGCAAAGCUGGAAUCCACCACUCUCAUCUUCGCAUAUGGUGUGGAUCUCUUUUUCACCCGACUGGCACCCUCAAGAACAUAUGAUUCACUUACGGAAGAUUUCAGCUAUGCCCUACUUCUAAUAACAAUUGUAGCACUUGUUGUGGCAAUCUUUGUGACAUGGAUUUUAUCAGAGAGAAAGGAAUUGCAAGAGAAAUGGAGGUGAUCAGGCUGUUUACGCAAGCUAUCCAAAAACUUUUCACCAUUUAGUUAUUUUUCAUUUUCUAGUAUAAAUUGUUAUAUGUAACUUCUUGUAAUUUUAGUUUUACGGUCUAAUGCCACUUUUGUAGUGUUCUUAAAGAAAUCAUAAUUUGAUGUUGUAAACUUGGAAGCACAGCAAGAGAAGAUUUUAUGAACAGUUUUGACAUUAACAAGGUUUUCAAAAUUGCCUGCAA
Molecule: messenger RNA, 3307 nt
Organism: Daucus carota subsp. sativus
Lineage: Eukaryota; Viridiplantae; Streptophyta; Magnoliopsida; Apiales; Apiaceae
Exons: 12
Coding region: 121-3078 (985 amino acids)
Biological process (GO): protein folding in endoplasmic reticulum
Cellular component (GO): EMC complex
Molecular function (GO): protein binding
Source: RefSeq, a predicted model, not a curated record